Messenger RNA from Amblyraja radiata (thorny skate), 1079 nucleotides. RefSeq names its product hydroxysteroid (17-beta) dehydrogenase 8 (gene hsd17b8). The transcript has 9 exons. Gene Ontology annotation, molecular function: oxidoreductase activity, acting on the CH-OH group of donors, NAD or NADP as acceptor; quinone binding. Gene Ontology annotation, biological process: fatty acid biosynthetic process. The coding region runs from base 29 to 814 and encodes 261 amino acids. NCBI's taxonomy places the organism in Eukaryota, Metazoa, Chordata, Chondrichthyes, Rajiformes, Rajidae. The record is from RefSeq and is a predicted model, not a curated record.
UGUGUCGGGGCAGCGGCCGGGGAGGGUAAUGGCGGCGGCGGCGGGUUCGUUGUCGGGUCCCCGUCUCCGUCUCAGCUCCCGUCUGGCGUUGGUCACAGGUGGAGGGAGUGGCAUUGGGCGAGCCGUGUGCCGGCGGUUUGCCGAGGAGGGAUCGGCGGUGGUGGUGGUGGACGUGGACGAAUCCUCGGCUGAGGAAACGCUGCGGAGCUUGCCCCACGGUGAUCAGCGGCACUCUGUGUUUGUGACGGAUGUGUCCUGCCCGCAGAGUGUCCACAGCCUGGUCUCUGCAGUACAGAAGCAGUUCUCCCGGCCUCCCUGUGUGGCAGUGAACUGUGCUGGCAUCACCAUGGACGGGCUGCUGCUGAAGAUGGAGGCUGAGGCCUUCGAGCGGGUGCUGAAGGUUAACUUAAUGGGAACGUUCCUGGUGAUCCAGGCUGUUGCCAGAGCGCUGAUUGCCAGCGGUGCCAAGAGGGGCUCCAUUGUCAACCUGGGCAGCAUCGUGGGCAAGGUUGGAAACCUGGGACAGACCAAUUACACGGCAUCGAAGGCAGGAGUGGUGGCCCUGACAAAGAGCAGCGCGAAGGAGCUGGCCAGGUUUGGCAUCCGAUGUAACGCCAUCGUGCCGGGGUUCAUCGACACACGGAUGGCAGCCAAGGUGCCCCCCAAGGUGCUAGAGAAGGUGUUACAGCUGGUGCCCAUGGGACGUCUGGGAGAUGCUUCUGAGGUUGCCUCCGUGUGUGCUUUCUUGGCAUCUGACGACAGCAGCUACAUCACAGGAGCCAGCGUGGAGGUGACAGGCGGCCUCUUCAUGUGAGGCUGAACACUGAGCCACAGGUGUGGGGUGCCAAGGAUGUGGAGAAUAGACCAGGCAAUUCCCAAGGAAUGUUUCUUGGGAGAAUCUCCCUGCUUUCCUCUCGUUGGGAUGGUGUACCUCAGAAGAUGGCCGCUCUCUGAUCUCUCUCUCACUGGGCGGUGUGCCUUUAUUGUUGAUGGAGCCUCUCAUACCAUACUGUACUGCACUGUGUAUGAUAAUGCCUCUGAGACUGGGGCUGUGUACAUUAAACCAGGAGGAUAUCUGA